UUCAGGAUUAAGACUACAGGUCUAUAGCUGUUAAAUCCCAGAGCCACAUGAACGUCCUAAACGGCUAAACCUGCAACUCGCCUACUCAUUCCAGCUUUUAUGUAUCUAUUUUGCUUGUUUGAUUCUUUGGUUUAUUUAGUAGUCAGUUUGAGAUCCUAGGAUGGCUCUUGUACCUAGCCGUCAAAUUUAUCCAACGACCUUUUUGGAUUCGUUUCAGAGCUCUCUCUCAAGAUUCAACAGUUCUCGCUUGCAAAUUUUCAGGUAUGGUUCAUCGAUUCCCAGCAAAAAACACAUUUUCUAUGUAGCCCAGAACAGCAUUAACCGAGAUUCCGUGCCAGAGAAAAACCCACAAAGGAGUCAUAAUUUUGUACUGAAAAACAAUCAUAACAAGUGUUCUUCUGCCGGUGAAACACCAAUUUCUCAGUUUCAUUCUGAUGGCGGUUUCUCCGGUCGUAGUUGGAUUAGUAAAUGGAAUGAAAACCACCAACGGAUGCUCCCUAGAACGCCGCAAGCUGUGGUGGAUUACCGAAACAGUGAGGGUAUUUCAAGUGAAGACGACGAGCAGAGUAGUAGUACAACCACUAGCAGUAGUACAAUGGAGAAGAUUGUGGAGAAAUUAAAGAGAUUUGGGUAUGUUGACGAUACGAGUGAACGGAAGGAAAGAGUGCCAGAGAGAGGAUCCGUGGAAGAUAUCUUUUAUGUUGAAGAAGGGAUGUUACCGAAUACGAGAGGUGGGUUCUCGUCAGAAUUUCCGUUUGGGGUGGGAAAUGGUUCUGAGGGUGAUGGGGAGGUUCGGUUUCCAUGGGAAAAGCCAUCUGUGAACGAAGAACAUGAAAAUUCAGUGAGGCGAAGGAGUAAGACCUCGUUGGCUGAAUUGACUCUUCCAGCGUCAGAGCUGCGGAGACUGAGACAUAUGGCUAUUAGGUUGAAGCAGAAGACCAAAAUUGGAGGUGCCAGCGUUACUCAGGCGGUAGUGGAUUUGAUUCAUGAGAAGUGGAAGACGUGCGAGGUGGUGAGACUCAAAUGCGAGGGAGCUCCUGCACUUAAUAUGAAACGGAUGCAUGAGAUAUUGGAGAGAAAGACUGGUGGGUUGGUAAUUUGGAGGUCUGGCACCUCUAUUUCUUUAUACAGAGGUGUUAGCUAUGAGCUUCCUUCAAUGCAAGAAGCAAAGAAAAGGAUGCAGAAGACUAUUGAAAUUCCCCAUAUAUCCUUUGGAAAAGAAACAGGUAAAAGUAGUAAUGAUCCUAGAGAUUAUGGGUCUUAUAAUGAUAAACAGAUACCACAAACCAGCUUGGCAUCUACUAUUGAGAAGAAAAAAGAUGCUGAUUCAUUGCCAGAAAAGAAGUAUGAGCAUGAAGUGGAUGAACUAUUAGAUGGUCUUGGUCCUAGGUAUGUGGAUUGGCCAGGAAGCGAUCCGUUACCUGUAGAUGCUGACUUGCUACCUGGUGUUGUUCCCGACUACAAGCCCCCUUUCAGAAUACUUCCUUAUGGUGUGAGGUCUACACUUGGAAUCAAGGAAGCAACAGCACUACGAAGGCUUGCUAGAGUUUUACCUCCACACUUUGCCAUAGGGAGAAGCAGGCAGCACCAAGGGUUGGCCAUGGCCAUGGUCAAAUUAUGGGGAAGGAGUUCAGUUGUAAAGAUAGCACUCAAGCGUGGUGUGCAACUUACAACUAGCGAGAGAUUGGCUGAAGAUAUCAAGAAAAUAACUGGGGGUACGCUUCUUUCAAGAAAUAAAGAUUAUAUCGUCUUCUACAGAGGGAAGGAUUUCUUAUCUCCAGAUGUAACAGAGGCAUUGUUAGAAAGGGAGAGGUUGGCCAAGGCCCUGCAAGAUGAAGAGGAACAAGCACGAAUAAGAGCCUCAUCCAUGGUUAUUCCAAUUGCUGAGACAACAGGAGAAUCUAGUACUGCUGGUACUCUUGGGGAAACUCUAGAAGCUGAUGCCCGAUGGGGAAAGAAGUUAGAAGAUGAUAAUAAGGAUAAGGCUUUGCGAGCUGCAGAACUAGAAAGGCAUGCAAAAGUGGUUAGAAAGCUUGAGCGGAAGCUUGAUCUUGUAAGUUCCUUGAACUUGGAAAGUAUAAGUGACAUUGUAGGGUUUAGUUUGAAGAAAGCCUUUAAUUGCUAAAAGAUAAUCAUCAUAUGCAGUAUGAAACACUCUUAUCCUGAGUGGCCAAGUUUUGAAACUAUGUUAACACCUCAAACUUUUCA
Messenger RNA from Macadamia integrifolia, 2208 nucleotides. Its product is annotated as CRM-domain containing factor CFM3A, chloroplastic/mitochondrial-like. Gene Ontology annotation, molecular function: mRNA binding. Lineage: Eukaryota; Viridiplantae; Streptophyta; Magnoliopsida; Proteales; Proteaceae. Gene Ontology annotation, biological process: RNA splicing, via transesterification reactions. The coding region runs from base 161 to 2125 and encodes 654 amino acids. The record is from RefSeq and is a predicted model, not a curated record. The transcript has 4 exons.